AUGUCUGCCUCAACAGCGAGAAGCCGUUCAUCCGCCCCCGCUGAACUCAGCAGCAGCGACAGCGGCGCAGAGCGCUGCUUGAACCCCCUGGCUCUUUUAAGGGCCGCCUACGAGGACGGCGUUGACAGUUGCAUGCUGCAACAAGUGGGUGGCGUGGAGCGUCUAGUGCUGCAGAAGCGAAACUGCUACAUCGAUGCGGGAGCUCCUUCAGGCAUCGCAAGCCGCAAGAGGGAGGCCUACACGGUCGCUGAUCUCUGGCUCCUGCUCUCUACCCCCAAGGAGGCGUACAACUACUUAGCCAUCACGGAGAAAGGGCAUCGCUACAUCAACGUUCUUGAGCGCCCUAAGAUCUUGCAUGCCAUCUCUGGACCGUUGCCUCGUUCCACGACUGCUGGCGAGGCUGCUGCAGCGGGCAGUCCUCCGACUGCUUCAGCAGCAGCAGCAGCUGCUGCGACAGCUCAAGAGACGGCUGCAGCAGAGGCUGCAGCCCUUCUGGCGGCGCACAAGCAGCCGCUUUUUCCGUUGGACCCCUCUCUUCCGAUCCGCUUGCCUGGAGAUGAAGACGCCCAGAGCUCCCUGGAUACAGCUGCUGCCGCUGCUGCGGCAGCCGCGGCUGCGCAGCAGGGGAGGCAGCACUGGGUGUUGCCUCAGUGGUUCGACGGGGAGGCGGAUCUCUCGCUCUGGGGGCCUGUCGAAGCGGAGAAAACGAAUGUCAGCGACGACAGCUGCAGCCUGCAUCUUCUGCGGCUGCAACGCCCUCUGCAUGCACGCGCUGCUGCGGUGCUGACACGGGGAGUUAAUUUUGGAGAUGUCUUGGGGGAGUUGGUGGCCGUUGAAAAAGCCAGGAGAGCCAAGCGGCCCCUCGACGCCUUUUCUUACAAGACGUUCAACUCCCAAAGAGCUGCUGCUGCUGCUGCUGCUGCUGCUGCUGCUGCUGCUAAUGCUGCUGCUGGGGAUUUCGCAGCGGGAACGGCCUCAGCUGCAAGGCAACAGCAGCAGAAGCGACUGAAUUGCGGAGCUGCCGAGCACCGGGGAGUGCCUCGAGGGCCCUCAUCUGCUCCGCGUUUCUGCGUGCUGGACGAGGUGUGCGUACACCUGAAGCGGCGACCUUUGCUGUUGCUCCCCUCGCUGGCGGCGAGCGGCUCCGGGUGUCUCCUUACGAGAGACAACGCAAAGGCCUUCCUGGAGGGUGGUACUUUUGUUGAUCCUCGACAAGCUCACAAGGAUGCCGUUGCAGCUGGAAUCCCCGUCUCGGCGGAAGGCGUGUCGAUCAAGCGCCGGAUCCGCAACAAGGAGUACACCUUCAAAGCUCUGGAGUGUACGUACACCCCAAAGUUCACGCAGAAGGACUGGGCCUCCGUCGUUGGGGUCUUUUUAGGAGGCGGCAGCGCGGAAAAAACAAAGUGGCAAUUCAAUGAAUGGCCGUUUCAGGGAUGGGUUGAGCUCUUUCAGUCAUUCCGGGGCGCACUCUUUGCGUAUGAUGAAGAUGCCAUUCCUCCAGAAGUUCUCCAGUGGAAUAUCAGAGUGUUUCGUCUGUCACGCAGCCACCGCCAUAACGACGCGGCAGUGGCAAAUGACUACUGGCGUUUUCUCGAAGAGUUUGUCUUGGCCCCGCGGCAGCUGCGCAUCAGCAGCAGCAAAAAAAUCUGCGUGUCUUCCACAUGA
This is a messenger RNA of Cyclospora cayetanensis, 1665 nucleotides long. RefSeq lists its product as uncharacterized. The coding region runs from base 1 to 1665 and encodes 554 amino acids. Lineage: Eukaryota; Apicomplexa; Conoidasida; Eucoccidiorida; Eimeriidae. Gene Ontology annotation, biological process: positive regulation of transcription elongation by RNA polymerase II; transcription elongation by RNA polymerase II. Gene Ontology annotation, cellular component: Cdc73/Paf1 complex. Gene Ontology annotation, molecular function: RNA polymerase II complex binding. The record is from RefSeq and is a predicted model, not a curated record. The transcript is spliced from 5 exons.